AUGAAUAUUAUGUCUUUUAACAUAAGAGGGUGUGGUUGUGUCAUUAAAAGAAGGAGCUUGAGAAAGAUGAUUGAUAAGGGCCAGGCAGAUAUGGUGUUCUUGCAGGAAACCAAAACUCAGGUGGUGGAUUUUAAUUUCAUUAGAAGUCUCUGGGGUCACGAUGAUUGCGAAUGGACUAGCAAGGAUUCGAAUGGAGCUUCAGGGGGUUUGUCUAUAAUUUGGAAAAAAGGCUUAAUUAAUCCUUUAUUCAGCUUCAGAACGGAGGGAUCGGUUGGCAUCGGGGCAGAGUUCCAAGGUCAGAUAUGCUUUUUUGUGAAUGUAUAUUCUUCCUGUCACAUUGCUGGUAAGCGUCUGUUAUGGUCUGAAUUAGUGGAGCUUAAACAAAAACUCCCUAUGGGGUGGUGGUGUGUCGGUGGCGAUUUCAACGCAAUUAGAAAUGCUAAUGAAAGACAAGGAAACAAUAUGAUUACUAGGUCGUCUGUAUCUUAUGAGUUCAAUGAUUUCAUAGAUUUGAUAGGUUUGGUGGAUGUUCCUACUAUUGUCAAGAAGUUUACCUGGUCUAAUAAGGAUGGGAGUGUCAAAAGUAGGUUGGACAGGUUUCUGCUCUCAUCAGAGUUAAUUGAUGAUUGGAAGAUUGGUGGUCAGAAGGUGGGGGAUUGGGAUAUUUCAGAUCAUGCUCCGAUCUGGUUAACGGUGAUUGAUAAGGAUUGGGGACCCAAACCGUUUCGUGUGAUUAAUGGAUGGUUUGAGAUAAAGGAAUUCAAGGCUUUCGCAGAAUCCUCGUGGAAGAACAUACAGGUGGAGGGAAAUCAAGCUUAUGUGGUGAAAGAGAAAUUCAAACUGUUCAGAAAUAUUCUAAGGAGAUGGAACAAGGAGAAAUUCGGUCGGAUUGAUCUGAAUAUUCAAGAGGCUACUAAGAAGAUAAAUGGGUGGGAUGUCGAUUGUCAAGGGCGUGUGGAGGCCAAGAAUGCCUUGUGGAAAAAUCUGCAUCUCAAAGAAAGUCUUUUGCGUCAGAAAUCCAGACAGAAGUGGCUCAAAGAAGGAGAUUCAAACACAAAAUAUUUCCAUCAGGCGAUCAAAGAAAGAAGGAGGCGCAACAACAUUGUGGCAGUGCAUCUAGAGGACGGUUCACUCAUUGAAGAUGUGGUUGGCAUUAGAAAAGAAGUGCUGCAAGAAUUCAAAGCUAGAUUUAAAGAGGCUAUAGCAAUUAGACCAACACUGGAAAAUGAGGGAUUCAUGAAACUAUCAUUGGAGGACAGGGACUUUUUAGAGGCUGAAUUCUCAAGAGAAGAAAUCAAAGCUGCUGUGUGGGAUUCAGAUGGCGAGAAAUGUCCGGGCCCCGACGGUUUUAACCUUGGCUUCAUUCAAAACUGCUGGAAUUUUAUGCAGGAAGAUAUCGUUAAGCUUGUCAUGGAGUUUCACAAAACAGCAUCCCUUCCUAAGUCUAUCACAGCUUGUCAUGGAGUACCGGCCCAUUUGUCUGAUAGGGAGUCUGUAUAA
Vicia villosa (hairy vetch) is the source of this 1500-nucleotide messenger RNA. RefSeq lists its product as uncharacterized. Gene Ontology annotation, molecular function: DNA binding; endonuclease activity. Bases 1 to 1500 code for a protein of 499 amino acids. The record is from RefSeq and is a predicted model, not a curated record. The transcript has a single exon. Gene Ontology annotation, biological process: DNA repair. NCBI's taxonomy places the organism in Eukaryota, Viridiplantae, Streptophyta, Magnoliopsida, Fabales, Fabaceae.